AUAUCCUAAAGGGUGAAAUAUCUUAGCUAGACUAGAUGAGGGCUUUGGCGGCGCGCGCGGCCUGCGAGAAUGCCUCGCAUUGCCACGCCAGGGCUGUGAAUUCCAGGCGCGCUGUUGGGGCUGGAAUGCUCAUCUUUGGAUUCUCCCUGCCUACACUCCCAGCACUUGCUUUGGGAGAUUCCACUGUCACACUGGAGGACGUUACUCCACCUGUAGCUCCUCGCGGCGAUCUUCCACCCAGUGAGGAACGGAUUGCCAAACUCUUUGAAAACAACACAUUCUCCGUGGUUAAUGUUUUCGACACCACACUUAAACCGGAGCUCAACUUGACUGGAUCAGUGGAGGUUCCAGAAGGUAAUGGAACAGGAAUUGUGUGGGACAAAGAUGGUCACAUUGUCACAAACUAUCACGUUAUUGGUAGCGCCUUGUCCAAAGGCCUCGGAAAGAAAAAACCUGUGGCUCGAGUUUCACUUCUUGUGGAGGACGGGGUUCAAAAGACUUUCCAAGCGACUUUGGUUGGCGCAGACAAGACCAAAGAUCUUGCUGUUCUCAAAAUUGAUGCUCCUGAAGCACUUCUCCAUCCAAUCUCUGUGGGAAAAUCCUCGAACUUAAAAGUUGGCCAGCGCUGCCUGGCCAUAGGGAAUCCAUUUGGAUUUGAUCACACACUCACGGUGGGGGUUGUAAGUGGUUUGAAUCGAGACAUAAACAGCCAGACCGGUGUGAUAAUUGGCGGAGGCAUCCAAACCGAUGCUGCCAUAAAUCCAGGAAAUAGUGGUGGUCCGUUAUUAAACUCUGAGGGAAAGCUGAUCGGAAUCAAUGCUGCGAUUUUCACUCGAACAGGCACGUCCGCGGGAAUUGGUUUCGCUAUUCCAGUGGAUGCAGUGUCGAGAGUGGUGCCUCAGCUGAUCAAAUAUGGAAAGAUCAUGCAUGCUGGUUUGAAAAUUCAAGUCGCACCAGACAUUGUUGCAAAACAGCUUAACGUCAAGAAAGGCUCACUAGUUCUUUCGGUUUUACCUUCGAGCACUGCUGCCAAGGCUGGUUUAGUGGCAACGCGGCGUGGAAUUGCGGGAAACAUUCUGCUUGGAGAUGUCAUUCUUGCAGUCGACAAUCUUUCUAUUAAAAACCCACCGGAACUAGCGAAAGCUCUGGACGAUCAUGAGAUUGGAGAUCGAGUCGUUCUUAAAGUCCAGCGCGAUGACAAGGUUUUCGAUAUACAUGUGGAGCUCGAGGAAAGUUUGAAUUAAUGAGCUUUCAGGCUCCAACUCAAGCGCAAACUUUGCAGCGCGGCCUCCUUGCUCCGAAUCAUUCAGAUCUUUGCAGGCGCCGAGUAAAGUCCUCCAGUCUCGAUCAUCAG
Molecule: messenger RNA, 1354 nt
Organism: Selaginella moellendorffii
Lineage: Eukaryota; Viridiplantae; Streptophyta; Lycopodiopsida; Selaginellales; Selaginellaceae
Product: protease Do-like 8, chloroplastic
Exons: 14
Coding region: 36-1244 (402 amino acids)
Biological process (GO): proteolysis
Molecular function (GO): protein binding; serine-type endopeptidase activity
Source: RefSeq, a predicted model, not a curated record